Messenger RNA from Drosophila persimilis, 4023 nucleotides. RefSeq names its product transient-receptor-potential-like protein (gene trpl). Gene Ontology annotation, cellular component: membrane; cation channel complex. The record is from RefSeq and is a predicted model, not a curated record. The transcript is spliced from 14 exons. Gene Ontology annotation, biological process: calcium ion transmembrane transport; manganese ion transport; regulation of cytosolic calcium ion concentration. Gene Ontology annotation, molecular function: inositol 1,4,5 trisphosphate binding; protein binding; store-operated calcium channel activity. The coding region runs from base 470 to 3874 and encodes 1134 amino acids. NCBI's taxonomy places the organism in Eukaryota, Metazoa, Arthropoda, Insecta, Diptera, Drosophilidae.
CUCGACAUUGUCGCGCUGUGCCCCGCCGUGUUCGUCCCCAAAAAUGGAAUACUAAUACAAAAUAUUACACUCGUACACAAAGAGCAUAAAGAACGAGCAGUGCGCUUUGCCUGAACGUACGCAACGAGCGAUUGUUAUAAAAUAUAUAAAUUCAUAUUCAGAGUACCCUGACUAAGCCGCGGCACAUUCGUAUACUCCUACGUAUGAAACCCCAGCGUCCAUUGUACGACCGUGCUGAACAAUUGCACACGUUUUUAUGCGCUGGAAUGCAAGAACUCUGAAUGGCUGUGUGGUAAGCCCCCUGACAUUUGGCUGGAGCUGCAGUCUCGGAUCUGGAACUUUGCCGACGACAGAAAACAUUCAGGCUGCACACAUGCACCGUAUGGAAUAUUAAUUACAAUCAGCUUUUUGUUAAGUGAAUUAUAAGCCAAAAAUCACACAGAAAGAAAGACAGAGAGACCGAUCCAGCAUGGGUCGAAUGAAGAAGAAGCUGCCGACAGGUGUAUCGUCUGGAGGCGCCACACGCAGUGGGAGCAGCCGCACUCCAGCCCCCACAACAAUGGUGGGCGGCUGCUGUAUUCCACUGGGAUUACCGCAACCUUUGCUGCUUGAGGAGAAGAAAUUCCUGCUGGCUGUGGAGCGCGGCGAUAUGCCGAAUGUACGCAGAAUCCUUCAGAAGGCGCUGCGCCAUCACCACAUCAACAUCAACUGCAUGGAUCCACUGGGCCGGAGAGCCCUCACUCUGGCCAUCGACAACGAGAAUCUCGAGAUGGUGGAACUGCUCGUCGUCAUGGGAGUGGAGACAAAGGACGCCCUGCUGCAUGCCAUCAAUGCGGAGUUUGUCGAGGCCGUGGAGUUGCUGCUCGAGCACGAGGAGCUCAUCUACAAGGAGGGCGAGCAAUAUAGCUGGCAGAAGGUGGACAUCAAUACGGCUAUGUUUGCCCCGGAUAUCACGCCCCUGAUGCUGGCGGCUCACAAGAACAACUUUGAGAUACUGCGCAUUCUCUUGGAUCGGGGAGCGGCUGUGCCAGUGCCCCACGACAUUCGUUGUGGCUGUGAGGAGUGCAUGCGCCUCAUGGGCGAGGACUCGCUGAGGCACUCCCUGUCGCGGGUCAACAUAUAUCGGGCCCUGUGCAGCCCCUCGCUGAUCUGCCUCACCUCUAACGAUCCCAUCCUGACCGCCUUUCAGCUCUCCUGGGAUCUGCGGAACCUAGCGCUGACAGAGCAGGAGUGCAAGGCGGAGUACAUGGAGCUGCGGCGGCAGUGCCAGAACUUUGCGGUGGAUCUGCUUGACCAGACGCGUACCUCCAACGAGCUGGCCAUCAUCCUCAACUACGAUCCGCAGAUGUCCAGCUACGAGCCAGGGGACCGCAUGAGUCUGACACGUCUCGUCCAGGCCAUAUCCUACAAGCAGAAGAAGUUUGUGGCCCACUCAAAUAUCCAGCAAUUGCUCUCCUCCAUUUGGUACGACGGGUUGCCAGGGUUCCGGCGCAAGAGCAUCGUGGAUAAAAUCAUCUGCAUCGCACAGGUGGCCGUGCUCUUUCCUGUGUACUGUUUUAUCUACAUGUUUGCCCCCAACUGCCGGACGGGACGGCUGAUGCGGAAGCCAUUUAUGAAGUUUCUCAUCCAUGCCUCCUCGUAUUUGUUCUUUCUUUUCAUCCUCAUCCUGGUCUCGCAGAGAGCGGACGAUGACUUUGUGCGCAUCUUCGGCACGACGCGGAUGAAGGCGGAUCUGGUGGAGCAGGAGCUGCGUCAGCGGGGUCAGGUGCCCAGCAAGCUGGAACUGGUCGUGGUCCUAUACGUGGCGGGUUUUAUGUGGGAGGAAGUGCAGGAGAUAUUCGCUGUGGGCAUGAAGAACUACCUUCGCAACAUGUGGAACUUUAUCGACUUCCUACGCAACACCCUCUAUGUGAGUGUCAUGUGUCUGAGGGCCUUCGCCUACAUCCAGCAGGCCACGGAAAUAGCCAGGGAUCCACAGAUGGCGUACAUUCCGCGCGAGAAGUGGCACGACUUCGAUCCGCAGCUCAUAGCCGAGGGCCUCUUUGCCGCCGCCAAUGUCUUCUCCGCCCUGAAGCUGGUGCACCUGUUCAGCAUCAAUCCCCAUUUGGGCCCGCUGCAGAUCUCGCUGGGCCGCAUGGUCAUCGACAUUGUCAAGUUCUUCUUCAUCUACUCCCUGGUGCUGUUUGCCUUCGCCUGUGGCCUCAAUCAGCUGCUCUGGUACUUUGCGGCCCUGGAGAAGAGCAAGUGCUAUGUCCUGCCGGGCGGCGAGGCGGACUGGGGCUCUCACGGCGACUCCUGCAUGAAGUGGCGCCGCUUUGGCAACCUGUUCGAGUCCUCGCAGUCCUUGUUCUGGGCCAGCUUUGGCAUGGUGGGCCUGGACGACUUCGAGCUGAGCGGCAUCAAGUCCUACACCCGCUUCUGGGGCCUCCUCAUGUUCGGCUCGUAUAGCGUCAUCAAUGUGAUUGUGCUCCUGAAUCUGCUCAUCGCCAUGAUGUCCAAUUCGUAUGCCAUGAUUGAUGAGCACUCGGACACCGAGUGGAAGUUCGCCCGCACCAAGCUGUGGAUGAGCUAUUUCGAGGACAGCGCCACCCUGCCGCCGCCCUUCAAUGUGCUGCCCUCGGUGAAGUGGCUCAUUAGGCUGUUUCGCAAGUCCAGCAAGGCCAUCGAUCGGCAGCGCUCAAAGCAGAAGCGACAGGAGCAGGAGGAGUUCAACAAGUACGACACCAUCAUGCGCUCCCUGGUGUGGCGCUAUGUGGCGGCUAUGCACCGCAAGUUUGAACAGAAUCCUGUCUCCGAGGAUGACAUCAACGAGGUGAAGAGCGAAAUCAACACGAUGCGAUAUGAAAUGCUGGAGAUAUUCGAGAACAGCGGAAUGGACGUGUCCUCGGCGAACAAAAAGGAGCGGCAACCACGACCCCGACGCAUCAAGGUCUGGGAGCGUCGCCUGAUGAAGGGCUUCCAGGUGGCUCCGGUUCAAACAAGCGGGGAAUCUUGCGGGGAUGCUUUCUGCAAUGUCAACGGCGAAGGCGACAUGCGGGAAAUCAAGGUCGAGAGCAUACCCUCCAGGCCAGCCAAGGAGACGGCCCGUGAGAGAUUCCAGCGAGUGGCGCGCACAGUGCUGCUCCAGUCCACCGCUCACAAGUGGAACGUGGUGCUCCAGGGCACGUUGCCAAACUCCCAGAUCGGACGCUGCACCAAGAACGAGCGCAAGAACCUGCAAAAUCUAAGCAGGGCCAUCGAAGAGGCCAAAAGGCUUAUCAUGCUCAAUCCAGGCUGUUCCUCGGGUCGUGAGUCACCCAUCCGCAUCGAGUUCGAGGAUGAGAAGUCGAGCACCUUGCUGGAGCUGCUCAACCAGAUCAGCGAAGAGAUCAGCGAACGCGAGCGUCCGAGAAUCAAACCCACCUGGCGGCCUCCGCUGAAAUCCGUGGCCGCCCGGGCCUUGGCAGCCAAUAAGGUCAGAUCUUACACGGCGCCCGAGCUGAAGAUCAGCAGGAAGUCCUUGCCAGCGCCGCCACCAGCCCCAGCACCAGCUGCAGCUCCUACUAAAACUGCCCUUUCUCAGCUGGCUAGCAAUCGGUCACGAGAGCUGCCCUUGUGCCCAAGCAAACUAGGGACAACUGCUCCAGCUCCCGCUGUCACUCUCCUCAAGAAAUCAGCACCCUUAGCUACGGCUACAUCCUCACGCACUCCCUUCUCCGUGGAGCGGAAGGAGCGAGGCCAUAUCUCAGAUGGUGUGCAGGCGGGCAAUCCAAACUCCUUCGACAUCCACGUGGUCGAUCUGGAUGAGAGGAGUAGGCGCCUCGGCGGGGAUAAUGUAUCCGAUAUUAGCUCCAUUGCCAGCACGAGUCCCCAGCGGCCAAUGAAACGGAACUAAAUGUGAUUGUGGCACGGACACUGGCUCUGGUGAUAAGUCUCCCUCCAAAUGGGGCCAGCAGAUGCCUCACAAAUCUACAUAUCUACAAAUACUUCACUUACGAGUACACUCGGCAAACAAUAAAAUUAUUUAGGCAAAUUCAAUUGAAA